Manduca sexta (tobacco hornworm) is the source of this 2900-nucleotide messenger RNA. RefSeq names its product putative cyclin-dependent serine/threonine-protein kinase DDB_G0272797/DDB_G0274007. Bases 24 to 1850 code for a protein of 608 amino acids. NCBI's taxonomy places the organism in Eukaryota, Metazoa, Arthropoda, Insecta, Lepidoptera, Sphingidae. The record is from RefSeq and is a predicted model, not a curated record. The transcript is spliced from 6 exons.
AGUCGAACCGCGUACCUGUGGACAUGCAGAUUACGGUGUUUGUACCGAUGCUGGUAGCGCUCAGCUACGCAGCCGAUGCCAAAAGCAAAGAGAAGAAUGCAGCGUCCAAGACUGACAAGAGAGAUCUUCUAGAAGGAAACUACGGAGAUAGAACUUAUUUAAAGAAUGUUCUUCGUACAAUCCAAGGUAUCGACUACUCCCACCAAGAGGACGCGCUGGCAGCAAGAUCUCCGCAUGUAGUCUCGUCAGAACCUCGCAUCGCGAAGAUAUCUGACUUGUUGAGCGGCGAGGGACCGCACUACUCCGCCAUCUCUGAUCAUCUGUUCUCACCAGUGUCUGCUUACCAAUCCAGGUUGUCGUCACCAGCAUUUGACCUAAAUUCCGAACUCGGACUUUCUGACCUAGAACCGAAACACAAGCCAAGCAAGAAGCACAAGAAACCGAAGAGCCCUCCCAAACGCACUUACCCCUCCUACGAACCAAGAGCUUUGCAAUUCGACACUCUAUCGAGCUUCGCCAAUUACCAGCCAGGGUUGUCACAGUUCAAAAAUCCCUACCAAGGCCCUACGUUUGACAGAGAACUGUUUUCUCCCAGGAUAUUUGCUGAACCAUCCAUUUUCCGUCCCAAUCGACCAGUAGCCCCUCAGUACUAUCCUCAAGUAUACCAACAGCCUCAACUAUUCUCUCAGCAAGGAAUUCCAUCCCAACGUGAAUACCAACCAGUUCAAUAUAUCCAGCAGCCAGCACAACAGGUUUUGCCUAACGUGGCAUACUCCCAAAGAGCCCAGCAAGUGAUUCCCGGACUGCAGUAUUCUCAGGGAGCGCCGCAAACGGUACCUGGAUUUACUUACCCUCAGGCCCAACAAGUUGUAUCUAGUCCAGCAUUUGCCCAACCCACCCAGCAAGCUCCAGGAUUGAUUUACACGCAGGAAGCUCAACAAUCCAUACCAGCAUAUAAUCAAAAUCCCCCUCAAUUUAUACCAGGUGUCCCAUAUGCUCAAGGAGCGCAGCAAGCAAUACCUAGCCUAGCAUAUACCCAAGGGCCCCAACAACCCGGAGUGAUUUAUGCUCAACAGCCUGAAGCCAAUAUUGUCCAACAACAACCUAUCAGUGUAGCGCAACAACAGCCAGUUCCUCAAGAGCACCUCCAACCGCAACAAGUCCAAGGAGCAGUGAGCUACGCGAGCUUUUCUCAAAGCCUUCCACCGUACGCUCAACCCCAACCCCAACCCCAACCCCACCCCCAACCCCAACCCCAACUCCAACUCCAACCACAACCACAACCCCAACCCCACGUCCAACAGGUCCAAGCCCCUCAACCUAUAUACACACAGAGCCAAACCCUCCUCCUGCCCGCCAGACCAGACUUACAACAACCUGUGCAGCAACAGUAUCCUGUUCCUGACAGCCAGCCGCAACCACAACAAAUAUCUGAAAGCCAUCCUACAUCACAACCCGAUGAAGAACGAGUUGUCACAAUACUUCCAGCAAAAAAGGUAGCAAACGACCACAAAACCCAAACAGAAAGUUUAAAGACAGCGUCCAGUAAUGUAGAGUCUACAACGCAACCAGCUCCUCAAGAAAUAGCGCAUCCAGAACCAACUCAGGCUCCCCCAGUACUAACAACACUGCCCAAUUUAGUACCCAGUACAUACCAGCGGCUGUUACAAGAUUUUAGACCGCAACAAGCGGAGAACGGUCCGACGUACCUCCAACAGGGCCCGCAUGCGUAUCCUCAAGGAGUACAGUACCAACAGCCUGGACUAGUUAAUGGAGGCGUGACUCCAGCUCCCCCUUCAGUGCAGUAUUUCGGAAACUUCGCCGAGUCUCUGUUCAGAAAUUAUCCUUGACGUUGACCCGUUGAUUUACUUUAAUUAUUUGAGAAGUAUGCUCUCAUCUUCUUAGGAAAUUAUCUUGCUAUUUAUUUUUGUCAAACACCAAGCAUUAGUCAUUAAAUUACCAUCACAAUUACUGUAGAAAACAAAUGUUGACCCUUCUUUUAGUACAUAAUUUGAUACUUUUUGGCUAAUAAUCUAUUGAAAGAUUUUUUAAUAAAGGUCCUCAUUCGACUCCCCUUCAAUUCCUUGUCGAAAUCUGAAAUACCAAUAAUUCUUAAUUCCUAUCAUUUUUAAUGAUCUUUCCCCACAUUCUUAUAUUCCUUUAUCCGAAAUAUUUUAUCUUUUAGUUCAGUGCUCGGAUUAUUAAUUAUAUCCUGUUCUCGAUUUUAUUCCUGAAUUUCUUUAACCUGGAGGUAUCAUUUACGCUUAUCUCUUUAGUUCAGAUUAAACAAAAACUGAAUUGCAAAAAAAAAAUAUGAAAUGUAUAGCGUGCGUGAACUGUUGCACUGUAUUAGAAUCUGUUAGUAAUAUUAUUGUAAGAGUAUUUUAUUAUUAUAUAUAAGCUCUCGACCAUACACUGCGUCGUCACAGCGAGAGAACAUAAUACAAGUCAAAUCAUUUACUUCAAUCCGAUUUAUCGAUCUAUUUCCAAUUGACGAAUCAGAUUUUUUGCCUUGUUUACAAAUGAUAAUUUUGAAUGUUUUAUUUUUGCCAGCAGCUCGAAGAUUGACAUUGUGAUAAUUAAUUAAAACAGCUGAUAUUAAAUAGUGCAUAGAAGUAAUUCGAGAUGCCAAAAAUAUGUUUAUUUUAACGAAUUCAAGGACGUUUUGGAGAUAUUUUUCUAAAAAAAACAUCAAGAAAAUUACUUGUAAGUCUCCUUUUAGUCAUACUAACAACGCUUAAUAUAAGUCAUUAUUAAAAUGACAGUAAAAAAUCCAAGCAAUGUAUGGUGACGGCUUAUUAGUCGGUAAGUCUAUAGUGACGCCAUAAUCUGGGGCCUUAUUCUCUAUCCCGCCCGCACGUUAUUUUGACAGUGUGUAACAAGCACGUAACGCAACACAU